UAGAGUAUAGGUGCCUUUCCCGAUGCUCGUCCGCGCUUUAUAGGACCCUCUCGAACCGGUGACGAAGUUGCCCUGUCCGGUCAACACGCAACGCGCUUGUUAGAGAUAUCGUCGCCAGUCUUUCUACCAAAAUGAGUGCAUCUCCAUCCGGUGGCCCAAAUGGCCAGCGGCCUACGCCUCCUACUGGUGCGCCCGCCUUGCGCCGCCCGCGCAAUACCGCCAAUCCCAUGGUACCACGGAAAAAGCCGACCGCUCGACCGCCUCCUCCCAAGGCCGGCCUUCCUCCGUUCUCAGGUCGGGCGCCUCCUUCUACUACUGGCUUACCGCCUAAAAACGUGGGCACUUCUAAGCCUACCGGAAACUCCAAGAAUUCGCUCCAGCCUGACAAGGCCCCUCCGCGUUUCGAUCAUCUGCGAGCUCAAAAUGGCGGCUGGUCCACUCCCUUGCCCCCGGGGGCCCAAGAAGUCCCUCUUUUCGUCACCAAGAAAGCAUUGAAAGAGGGCCUUCGUUUCCACGUCAUGCGAUUCGCUCCCCAGAUACGAGGAAAUAAGCAGGCUAGGAUAGACCCCAGCGAUCAAGAACACUUCCCUCGCCCCGUAACUCUGCAACGUCGCGACCCAAGGCAGCCCCCCCCGGGCCAGAAGGAGAAGGAGGAAGAACCUGUCGAGCAACCUCCGGCUAAUACUGAAGAGGCCGAGCGGCAGGCUCAGAUCAAGGCGCAACGUGAUGCACAGCGCGCGUUGGAUGACGCGCAAAAGGCGCCUGUUCUUAAAGAUGCCGAACGCAAGCGUCAGCAGCAAAAGAACAAGGAUGAGAAGAAGACCGGGACCCAGGUUCAUUAUCAGCCACGCACAGAGAAACAGAAGAAAGAGGCAGAGAUUCGAUAUGAAGAAGCUUUGCCGUGGCACUUAGAGGAUGCAGAUGCAAAACAAAUCUGGGCCGGACAAUAUGAAGCAGCUCUAUCUGAGCGUAUGGUUGCUCUGGUUCCCUACCCAGAAACCGGUGGUUACCGAAUGUUGCCAUUAGAAAAAUGGUAUAAGUUUACUCCAAAACGAGGCGCCUUCCAGCACCUAUCAAUUGAGGAGGCUGAGAAGCUCAUGGGCAAAAAGGCAGCACCUACACGUUGGGCGAUAAGAGACUCUGAUAGAAACAAAGCCGUCAAUGCCCGGGAAGAAUCCCGGAGAAUCAUGUAUGGGCCGACAGCAGUCAAGCAGGAAAGCUCCACAUUCCAACAGGCAUCGCGAGGCGAAAAGAUGGAGCACGAUGAUAUUGAUAUGUCUGGGGAUGAAUUCCAAGAUGAUGAUGAAACUGCUGGCUUUGAACCUGACCGAGACGAGGAUACCAAAGAUUCCAAGGACAGGGUCCGACGUGAGCAGCUUGGCGCUAAUUUGUUCGGCGACGCAGACGAGAAAAAGGUUGAGAAAGAGGAAGCUGAAAUUCAGAAAGAAGAGGAAGUGAGAAAGCUGUUUGGCAAAGACCUUAAGAAAGCUUUACGGAAACGUGAUAAGCAGUUCCAGUAUGACAGCGACUCAUCUGGCCGAGACCCGUUUGCGUCAUCAUCUAGCGAGUCCGGCUCCGAUUCCGAAAAUGAGGAUGAGGAUAACAAGGCAGAUAAAGAUAAGAAUGGCACUGGCUCUAAGGGACCAGGAACGCCUCAGGGCAAGAAAAGUGCAGCUGAUGCUGCGAAGAAGGGCAAAUCUUUGAAACGGCCAGGCUCCCCCCUCGGCUCAGAGUCGAGCGGCACUGAGUCCACUCGGAAUAAGAAAAAGAAGAAGAUUGGGCCCACUAACUCGGUUACUGGCAGCCGUAGUGCCACGCCCCUACCUGGCGGACAAUCCGCUCGGGGUGCCGGAUCUACCAGCGACGGCGAAGCUGAGAUGUCAGACGGUGCUGGAGGCAAGGUUAAGCGGCGCCCACAUCUGGGCACUGGUGCUAAGGGUACACCCACAGGGUCCCGGGCUGGCAGUCCCGUACCUUCGAGACCUCGGGCAGCUUCUCCCAAUCCCAAUGCGGCCCAGGAGGCCUUGAAACCUAUUACAGCCCAGGAUAUUCUACAACAUUUGCCGCCUCUCCCUGGAGGCAUCACGAUUGGCGCGCUUCUUAAGAAGUUUGAAGGCCGCGUCGAUAAAGAAGGUCACCUAAGUCGGAAGGAGUGGCUGCAGCUGGUUAAAGAGAACACUGUAUUCAACUCGACCGAGAAGUUGCUACGUCGCAAGGCCUAAACGAACUCCCAGAUACUCUGAUAAAAUCUUGUUUAUGGUCCCUGCUUUGUAGGUUGAACAGCUGAGAUCAAUAGACCCAUAGUCUUUGGGGGGACCUUUACACCUCUCCAGGGCCGAGUGAUGCAAUGGACGCCUAGUCCGCCGCUGAUUCAAACCCCAUACUGGACCACGAUGCAUUGUUUGUUCACUGUGGCCGUCGCAAUUGCUUGUUGUUAUAAUAAUACUUUCCCCCCUGAUGACAGUCCAUUUCUGAACAUGAGUUCUACCCCUUGUUUACAUAUU
Xylaria bambusicola is the source of this 2504-nucleotide messenger RNA. RefSeq lists its product as uncharacterized. Gene Ontology annotation, molecular function: RNA polymerase II general transcription initiation factor activity; DNA binding; TFIIF-class transcription factor complex binding. The record is from RefSeq and is a predicted model, not a curated record. NCBI's taxonomy places the organism in Eukaryota, Fungi, Ascomycota, Sordariomycetes, Xylariales, Xylariaceae. Bases 132 to 2222 code for a protein of 696 amino acids. Gene Ontology annotation, biological process: positive regulation of transcription elongation by RNA polymerase II; transcription initiation at RNA polymerase II promoter. Gene Ontology annotation, cellular component: nucleus; transcription factor TFIIF complex. The transcript has 2 exons.